AUGGCGCGGUUCCAGUUUGGUUUCAAGGCGGAGAAGCGAGGGCUCUUCUUCCUCAAGAAGGCCAAGCCGGCGGCGGUGACUUCAGCAGGUGCACAGAGUUUCGCCAGCCAGGGCUCUUGGGGGUACCCAAAGUUCGUGCAAUGGAAUGCGUUGGAGAAAUCGAAGCAUCUCAAGGGUGAUUCGUUCACCAUCAGGUGCGACCUCGCCGUCCUCAAGAGGGUCCGCAUCGAGGGGACUGCCCAAGAAGCAGCUCCAAAGUUCGUCGACGUUCCCCCGUCCGACCUGAAGCAGCACCUCAGCGGCCUCUUCCUCGCCGGAAGCGGCGCGGACGUCGUGUUCGAGGCUGGUGGCGAGACAUUCCCGGUGCACCGCUGCGUGCUCGCGGCACGGUCGCCGGUGUUCAGCGCGGAGCUCUUUGGCUCGAUGAAGGAGGGUAGCGCCAACGAUCUGGUCCGCAUAGAUGGCAUGGAGGCGCAGGUGUUCAAGGCUCUGCUCUGCUUCGUCUACACGGAUUCGCUGCCGGAGAUGGGAAAAGAAGAGGAAGACGCCAUGUGCCAGCACCUGCUUGUCACGGCGGACACGUAUAACAUGGAGAGGAUGAAGUUGGUUUGUGAAGACAAGUUGUGCAAGCACAUCAAUGUAGGCACGGUGGUGAACAUCCUGGCACUGGCUGAACUGCACGGCUGCCCCGGGCUCAAGACUGCAUGCAUCCAUUUUCUCAGCUCUCCGGCAAAUCUGAGGGCAGCCAUGGCCAGCGACGGCUUCGAGCAUCUAAGCACAACCUGCCCCUCUGUUGCCAAGGAGUUGAUCGCCAUGUCUUCCGCACCUUAG
Messenger RNA from Triticum turgidum subsp. durum (durum wheat), 831 nucleotides. The record is from the annotation of a GenBank genome assembly. Lineage: Eukaryota; Viridiplantae; Streptophyta; Magnoliopsida; Poales; Poaceae.